CCGAAAGCCAACUCCAGAACGCAUUGGAGAAAUAAUAAUAAUUAGGAUUAUUUGAGUCGUGGGAGGAGAACCGUAGACCUUCGUGAAGUCUUCUCUUCAUUCUUUCGUUGUGUUUAGGCCUGUACAUACGCGCAGAUUUCUUUGUCGAGUUUAGGCAGCUCUCCGCCGGCAAGACUAGCCGCUCUUCUAGCCGAGCUGCCGGCUUACACUGUUUACGUACGGCGGUAGCAUACCGUAAAGGGAAUUGCCUUCUCAUCAUACUUUUAUGUCCUCAAGCAAGUCGCAGCUGGGAAGCCUCGGUAUACAAGCGCCUGUUUUGAAUCCGCAAAUAGUUCACGUUUCUGCGACCACAUGCAAUGAUAUGUCAUUAUUCAAAGACCUGUUGAGGGAGUAUCGGAAGCUGGAUGACACGAUAACCAUGCGAUUAAAUCGUGCGAAUGCUGUUAUGCGAACAGUCCAGGAUCAAGCAUGCUCUUACUUGUGGCAAGAAUUAAUGGCAAAUUGGAGUCGCCGUACACAACUCGUCCAAUACUGCGUUGACGUCGUAGACAAAUCGUUACAAGACAAAAAGAACAUCGUUCAGGAUAACGCGUCGAGCCCGGCAGAACAGCGGAAAGCACAGGCUGAAAUGUACACUGACCAAGUCAAGUAUUUCGAACCGCCAGCAACUGAUGAAGAGGGUAGGAAGAUGUGGUUUGAAUAGUUUGCGACCCGGCCCUGAAGGCAGUCUCAUCACGUGACUGUACGAUGACGUAGUUAAACUUCAUCUUACGCGAAAAUGACGCGUUGCUGGCAGCU
This is a messenger RNA of Desarmillaria tabescens, 798 nucleotides long. Its product is annotated as caffeine-induced death protein 2-domain-containing protein. Gene Ontology annotation, cellular component: mitochondrion; mitochondrial intermembrane space. The record is from RefSeq and is a predicted model, not a curated record. The coding region runs from base 266 to 703 and encodes 145 amino acids. Lineage: Eukaryota; Fungi; Basidiomycota; Agaricomycetes; Agaricales; Physalacriaceae. The transcript has 6 exons.